This is a messenger RNA of Cuscuta epithymum, 3129 nucleotides long. The record is from the annotation of a GenBank genome assembly. NCBI's taxonomy places the organism in Eukaryota, Viridiplantae, Streptophyta, Magnoliopsida, Solanales, Convolvulaceae.
UGUCAGCUUUCUUACUUUCGGACUUGGCAACUCCGAAUCCAGAGGAUGAGAUUUCGGGCUCCGUGAUUGGUUGGCUACAGAUCGGUUUGUUGUUAUAAAUUGACCUUCAACCUCCAUUCUCCCAUACCUUCAACCACCCCUUUCUACCCUCCUCUCAUCCUCUUUAUUGUUUAUUGAAAGGUUUGUAAUGGCCGAACGAGUUGCACACCCAGGGCCUCAGGAUCGUUCAGUGUUGUUUAUGCUACCGGAUGAGCAUCGUGCCGAUCGUGUGUGGCAUGAAUCAUCAUUUCGUGACGUCAAACUGAAAUGCCAGCACUAUUCGAGAGAAGCCUACGUUGAGGAGGGUCCGCGUCAUCCUAGGGUGGUACAGUUGCUGAGAGUAUCGGGCUUUCAUGGUGUGGAGAGAAUAGGACAAUUGCAGUUAGAUUGGUCUCUUGUGACUGCGUUAGUGGAGAGGUGGAGACCCGAGGUACAUGCAUUUCACUUGCCCUUUGGUGAGGUAGGAUUGACCUUGCAGGACGUACAAGUGUUGUUGGGGUUGCCUAUUGACGGCAUACCACUCACCGGUCCUACGAUUACUGAGAAAGCAGCGUUAUUGCAGAUGUGUGCAGAUUCUGUUGGUUUUAUACCAACAGAUGAGGAUUUAAAUUCACCCACCAUAAAAGUACCGAAUAUCCACCGCAUUCCAUUAACUGAAUGGAGCACUGAGAACGAGGUGACUCAACACACUAGAGCCCUCAUUUGGCAGUUGUUAGGCGGUUCGUUAUUUCCUACCACUAGUGGGAACAUGGCGAGCUGGUACUUCUUGGAGUUGUUGCAGGGCAACUUAGCAGAAGUGCACCGAUGGAGCUGGGGCUCAGCCGUCUUGGCCUAUCUUUAUCAUACCAUGUGUAAGGCGGCCAAGGCCAAGGCUAAACAGAUCGGAGGAUGUCUAAUUCUUUUACAAAUUUGGGCAUGGGAAAGGUUGCCGAUGUUUCGGCCCCAAGGUCAUCUCCCUUUGGAAAGUAUUUUGGAUUUCCCAUAUGCUGCUAGGUGGGCAUGUCAUCAUGAUUAGCAACAAACAAACAGAUUUUCGUUGCGGAUAUACAGGGACCAACUAGAUCGGAUCACGGAAGAUGAGGUAUAUGUUGUACCAAUCAAAUGAUAUAAAUUGUUAUGUGUGCUUACUGAAUGAGAGAUAUUUUGCAGUUUGAAUGGACCCCCUAUCCGUUGAUGGCCCUGCCAGACUUUUGCCAUUUUGCAGACGAUUUGUGGGGUGCGGAGGUUCCAUUGAUAUAUACGCAUAUUUCUGAGGCGUACUAUCCUGGCAGGUUUUGUCGUCAAUUCAACGCAUAUCAGAAUAAAUCCAGACUAUAGGUAACAUUGUAGCAUUUUAUUAAAUCUACUAUAUAUGUUUGUGUGGUUCAUAGUAAUUAUGUAGUUGGGAUUAAGAUAAAACAAUUACUAUUAGUAUCAACCCCGCCAUAAUUGCAUUCCGACUUACACAAGAGCCAAAAUCGACAAACUGCUUACAAGUAAGUUCAUCGCUUCUGAAAUAAGUUCUACAAUUCGCAUAAAACCAGACUAUAGUAUUAAGCUAAUAAUGAAUGACAUACACCAAAAGUAUAACAUUCGUGUUGGAUAUAAGAAAGCAUGGUAUGCACGUAUAUUAGCAUUGGAGCAACGGUUCGGCAAUUGGGAGACAUCGUACAACGAUCUCCCAAAUGUCUUACAAGCAAUGGCGUAUACUAACCCAGGGAGCAUAAUUGAUAUUCAAAGUGAUAACACCAACACCCAAGGAACAUAUGAGUUUAAAUUUGCAUUUUGGUCAAUAAAAGCGGCGAUUGACGGCUUCAAUCACUGUCUUCCGGUGGUGUCAAUUGAUGGAACUCACUUGUAUGGCAAGUACAAGGGUCAUCUCCUAGUCGCGGUGGCAAUGAAUGCCAACCGUGAAAUCUACCCUCUAGCAUUUGGAGUGGUAGAUAGUGAGAAUGGUGCUAGUUGGAAGUGGUUCUUACAAUUGCUUGUGACACAUAUCAUACCCCCUGAUCGAAAUGUUUGCAUCAUCUCCGAUAGGCAUGCGGCUAUAGAUUAUGCAUUUCGAAAUGUGGAACAAUUGGGAACACCUCAAAUUCAGAGACGUUAUUGUCUUCGCCACAUUAGAAGCAAUUUCAUGACCCAAUUUAGAAGUAAACAACUAAAGAAGUUGUGUUGGCGAGCAGGAAGUACCCCAAUUGUAAGUGAAUUUCAUCAUUAUAUGCAACAAAUUCGGGGUACUAACGAGAGAGCUUUCAAGUAUUUAAAUGACAUUCCCCAAGAAAAGUGGGCACUUUGUUUUGAUGGUGGUUGUCGAUAUGGUAUUUUAACGACAAAUCUUUCAGAAAGUUUCAACAAUGCUCUCAAAGGAUGUAGGACAUUGCCAAUCAGUGCCCUUGUGCGAGCGACUUUUGACAAACUGGUCCAGCUCUUCGCCCAACGUCGUACUGCUGGUAUGAUGUGGCAGCAAGCUGGAUAUCAUUUUCCGGACAACAUUCGGAAAGAGCUUAUGGAGCGUUGGCAACAACGACCUCACACUGUGGUUCUUCCACACAACCAUUACACAGGAAUUUACUCGGUCUCCGUAGAAAAUGCAACACCUGUUACGGUUAAUCUAUCCAGACGUGUUUGUGACUGCGGUUGUUGGAGGAUGAACGGAAUGCCAUGUGUCCAUGCACAUUCUGUGUGCCAUUUUCUAAAUUGCAGUGUUGAUUAUCUUAUUCCUGAGGUAUACAAACUGAGUUCUUACAUAAAUGCACAUUCCAGUGAUAUCAUGCCAUUUCCGAAUAUGAAUGAGUGGCCGCAAAAUGAGUUCAUUCUUCUUCCGCCUAAGUACUCUUCCAGAACUUCUCGAGCUGGGCGCCGUCAAGAAACAAGAUUUCCAAAUGAGAUGGAUAUGCGUCCAAGACGAAGAGGACAACAUGAUUGAUUUGUAUUUGUACUCUUAUAAUGUAAUCUGUUUUUGUACUUUGUUUUAAUGUUUUAAAAUAUUUAUUAGCCAUAUGUUUUAUAUGUACCUUUAAUAUGACUUAUUGUGCAAUGAACUUUGUUUUAUUUUGAAUUCGUAUGACUUUAAUUUAUGGGUCACUUAUAAAUUAUACGUGUUAUAUUGUA